Oryza sativa Japonica Group (Japanese rice) is the source of this 3498-nucleotide messenger RNA. RefSeq lists its product as uncharacterized. Gene Ontology annotation, cellular component: membrane. NCBI's taxonomy places the organism in Eukaryota, Viridiplantae, Streptophyta, Magnoliopsida, Poales, Poaceae. Gene Ontology annotation, biological process: carbohydrate metabolic process; glucosylceramide catabolic process. The record is from RefSeq and is a predicted model, not a curated record. Gene Ontology annotation, molecular function: glucosylceramidase activity; beta-glucosidase activity.
UCACCAUGGGGAUUGGAGACCAUCGAAAUAAUUAAUCAAUUAACGCUGAUGUGUGAGCUGCGUAGUUUUCCACCCACCUAAAAAUUAAAGAAGAGAAAACCUGAUGCUAACAUGUGCUUCCCGUGCUGUCUAUUGCUUCCACUUGUUGUUUCCCUGCGAAUGUUUUAUAAAAGCUAAUCUUAGCAUCUGCUUGUUUUCUUGUACAGUUUGUUCUGUAUGUGAGCUUUGGCUCUGAUUGUUUUCUUGUACAGUUUGCUUAAACUCUCUCCUUCUUAAUAUAUACUCCGGCCGGCUUUCGAAAAAAAAUCUUAGCAUCUGCUGAAUGAGAAGAGCAGUCUAAGUGUCUAGUGCUGUUCAGAUUCAGCUGCCCAGCCGCAAUCCAACCGGAGUUCAUAUCAAGAUGGGAAGUUCAGAAUUGGAGGAAACCAAGGCAGUCCUGCACAUGGAUUGUGAAAAGCCACCAGCAAUAUCUUGGGAGAGGACAUUUGAUGAUGAAGGAAAGAAGGUUGCAAUGUUUAGCAUGACCUUGAAUGACAUGAUGGCAAUUGUGCCGUUGAUGAUUAAAAUGCUGGGACUAAACCUGAAAGACAAUGCAAAAGGCCUGGCUUCAGUGUAUGAUCCACUGAAGAAAUGGAUGGACAACUGCUACCGCGGUGUACCCCUCGGUGGGAUUGGUGCAGGGAGCAUAGGGAGAAGCUACAGGGGAUAUUUUCAGCAGUUUCAGAUAUUCCCCAGUAUAUAUGAAGAGAAGCCUAUCCUAGCAAAUCAAUUUUCAGCAUUCAUUUCGCGCCCUGACGGAAAGAGAUACUCGACAGUGUUGUCGGCACCGAAUGCCGAUGUCCUCAAGGGAAUCGAUAAAGCUGGCAUUGGAUCCUGGGACUGGAAGCUGAAAGAGAAGAAUUGCACUUACCAUGGCUUGUUCCCAAGAUCAUGGACAGUAUACAAUGGUGAACCUGACCCUGAAAUUAAAAUAACUUGCCGUCAGAUAUCACCGUUCAUUCCUCACAACUACAAGGAGAGCAGCUUCCCUGUUGCAGUUUUCACUUUUACGUUACACAAUUCUGGAAGCACACCUGCAGAUGUAACACUGCUCUUCACAUGGGCAAAUUCGGUUGGAGGGAAAUCUGAACUGACCGGGAAUCAUAAGAACUCCAGAAUGACAGCUCGCGACGGCGUCCAUGGCGUCCUCCUCCAUCACAGGACGGCGGAUGGGCGCCCUCCGGUGACGUUCGCGAUCGCGUCGCGGGAGACCGACGGCGUCCGCGUCACCGGCUGCCCGCGCUUCACGAUGGGACCAUCCAACUCCGGCGAUGUCACGGCGAAGGACAUGUGGGAUCAGAUCAACAAGAAUGGUUCGUUCGUCGGGGACGGCAAUGCGGCGGCGGCGGCGACGGGAGCGUCGAGGCCCGGGUCGUCCAUCGGAGCGGCGGUGGCGGCGACGACGACGGUGGCGGCGGGUGGCGCGCGCGCGGUGUCGUUCGCGCUGUCGUGGUCGUGCCCCGAGGUGAAGUUCCCGGCGGGGAGAACCUACCACAGGAGGUACACCAAGUUCCAUGGCACCGAUCGCGACGCGGCUGCUGAGCGCCUGGCCCACGAUGCUCUUCUUGAACACAUGAAAUGGGAGUCCCAGAUCGAGGAGUGGCAGAGGCCUAUUCUGCAGGACAAGAGCCUACCUGAAUGGUAUCCAAUUACACUGUUCAACGAGCUCUACUACCUCAACGCUGGAGGCACCAUUUGGACAGAUGGGCAGCCUCCGAAGAACACCAGCCUUUCGUCAGCGACUGAGCCGUUCAACCUCGACACGUUCAGUACAGUCGCCAACGGCGGCAGCGCGGUCGACGGCAUUUUGAGCACGGUGGCGGUGGCGGCGGCGCGGUCGAACACGGCGGCGGCGGCGGCGGCGGCGAUGGGCACGGCGCUGCUGCGCGACGGCGAGGAGAACGUGGGGCAGGUGCUGUACCUGGAGGGGAUGGAGUACAACAUGUGGAACACCUACGACGUCCACUUCUACGCCUCCUUCGCCCUCCUCUCCCUCUUCCCCGAGCUCGAGCUCAACCUCCAGCGCGACUUCGUCCGCGGCGUCCUCCUCCACGACCCCUGCCUCCGCCGCACCCUUGACGGCGCCACCGUGGCGCGCAAGGUGUUGGGAGCGGUGCCACAUGACAUGGGGCUGAACGACCCGUGGUUCGAGGUGAACGCGUACAUGCUGCACGACCCGGUGAGGUGGAAGGACCUCAACCCAAAGUUCGUGCUGCAGGUGUACCGCGACGUGGUGGCGACGGGGAACGCCGGCUUCGCGGAGGCGGCGUGGCCGGCGGUGUACCUGGCCAUGGCGUACAUGGACCAGUUCGACCGCGACGGCGACGGGAUGGUCGAGAACGAGGGCCGCCCCGACCAGACCUACGACCUGUGGUCGGUGUCCGGCGUCAGCGCCUACACCGGCGGCCUCUGGGUGGCGGCGCUCCAGGCCGCCGCGGCCAUGGCGGGCAUCGUCGGCGACGGCGCCGCCGAGGCCUACUUCCGGGGGAGGUACCACCGCGCCAGGCGCGUGUACACAGACGAGCUCUGGAACGGCGGCUACUUCAACUACGACAACAGCGGCGGCGCCACCAGCUCGUCGAUCCAGGCCGACCAGCUCGCCGGUCAGUGGUACGCGCGGGCGUGCGGGCUGGAGCCGAUCGUGGACGGCGACAAGGCGCGGCGAGCGCUGGCGACGGUGCUCGACUACAACGUCAUGCGGGUGAAGGGCGGCGCCAUCGGCGCCGUCAACGGGAUGCGGCCGGACGGCGCCGUGGACGCGUCGUCGACGCAGUCCAAGGAGGUGUGGCCCGGGGUGACGUACGCCGUCGCCGCCGCGAUGAUCCACGAGGGGAUGCCGGAGGCGGCGUUCAAGACGGCCAAGGGCAUCCACGACGCCGGCUGGGGCAAGCACGGCUUCGGCUACGCGUUCCAGACGCCGGAGUCGUGGACGGCCGACGGCGGCUACCGGGCGCUGCACUACAUGCGCCCGCUCGGCGUCUGGGCGAUGCAGUGGGCGCUGUCGCCGCCGGUGCUCCACAAGGAGCACAGGGUGGCGGCGGUGGCGGCCUCGCCGGAGGACGCCGCACUGGGGCAGGAGAAGUUCGACAAGGUAGCGAGCAUGCUGAGGCUGCCUGAGGAGCAGCAGCACAAGGGGAUCCUUCGGGCGCUCUAUGAUACUCUUCGCCAAUUGCUGCUCCCAUCAUGAUCAUGAGUCAUCAUGAUCAUGAGUCAUAACAACUGAUGUAAGAUUAUCAUUGCAAUUGAAUUACAACUGGAAUACGCUUUGGUUCCAGAUUUAAUUAGUUACAUCAUACCACUUCAAACACAUGUAUAAACUGCACAGUUCGAUUCAUAGUACAUGAGAUUGAAUAGCAUGUAUUCACAAGAUUAUCACUGGGAUACGGUUUGGUUCCAGAUUUGAAUAGUUAAUCAAUACCACUUCUGGGAUACGCUUUGGUUCCAGAUUUGAAUAGUUAA